Molecule: messenger RNA, 1434 nt
Organism: Gadus chalcogrammus (walleye pollock)
Lineage: Eukaryota; Metazoa; Chordata; Actinopteri; Gadiformes; Gadidae
Product: beta-1,4 N-acetylgalactosaminyltransferase 2-like
Exons: 3
Coding region: 293-739 (148 amino acids)
Biological process (GO): UDP-N-acetylgalactosamine metabolic process; UDP-N-acetylglucosamine metabolic process
Source: RefSeq, a predicted model, not a curated record
AUUUAUAAAACUGUGCGUGGGAUCGUUACUAAAAAUGUGCGUACGCCCAGAAGCCAAGUUUUGCGUGCGCCAAAAAAUAUUCAGAUUUAUAAAACACUGCGUACGCACACCUGUACGCAAUCUUUGCUUUAUAAAUCACAUACUGACUAUAAUUGUGCGCAGCUGAAUCAGCUUCACGUUCCGCCCUCUACACGCCCCUUUUUAACCAUAAAUGGUCAAUGCAAAUGACCUCAUGAAUGCGAUCUGCAUAUAAAACAGACUCGGAUGCCGGUAUUAUGUCUUGUUGGAAACAAUGGCAGAAGUACUGAGAAAAUCAAAAAAGCGAUAUUUCACGGAGGUUGAAGUGGAGACACUUGUGGGUGAGAUGGAGGCCCGAAAGGUAGUUUUGUUCGGCGGUCACGGGAUUGGAAUCGCCAACAACAAAAAGCAGAGGCUGGUUUGCUGGCAGAACCCUGGCUGUCUCUCAAGUCGAGUUCUAUUCACUGACCAAACAAAGAUCGAGGAUCUGGUGGAGGUGAUGGAGGCAACACCAGAUUUGGAUGUGGUUGGCGGUUCAGUGGAUGGAAACCAGUUCUACUCCUCCAUCUCCUACGAGGAAGGCGAUGGAGUCACUGGAGGCUGUUUGGACAAGAAGACCGAUCGCCAUUUCCACUCAUUGCCUAAUUACCCACAUUGCUACCUCGUCAGGGGGGUUGUCAACUUCUUCCUUGCUCAUACCGAUUCGGUGAAAAGGGUUUGAUUUGACCCCAAGCUGAAGAGAGUGGGACAUACAUAGUAUAUGCAGUAUAUGUCCUUCACACCGCUUUGCAAAGGCUUAGUGCUACCUUUUUUCUGAAGCUCCCAAAAUGUAUGGAUUGCCAUUUUGAAGACUUUGUUUGUGCCUAUAACAGACACAGCGAUAAUUUGAUAAUUUAUCAAUGGAAUCCAGCUUUACGGUACAGCCGCCGUCGGCUCUUCGGCCCAUCCUUAACAUUCCAUCUUUGUUAUGUCUAUUCAUGUUUGAUUGUAUUCUAUUCUAUGUCUAUAUAAUUCUUCAUAGAAGGACUUGGCCAAUUGAUGGUUGCAUGUAGCCAUGUUUCCAUUGGACAUCAGAUGAGUGUAUAACCCCAAGUACCAAAAAAUCUGAUCCCCCACACAUGAGGAUGAGGAGGCAAAGAGCCGGCUGCACCACUACAAAAAUGCAAAUGCAUCAGCUUGGAAUAAGAAAACAAAGAAAAGUUUACAUGGGGCAGACGCCGAUAGAUCCAUCAGAAGAGAAAGUCCACAUUUGGGAUCGGGUCAACUUAUGGCCAUGAAUUAUCGCUCAAGCAAAUAAUACUGACCAGCUCCAUCGGUUCUGCAGAAUUCCUCCUCAUCUUUGAAAACAUCUGAAGACCCAACUCUUCCCAGAAUCUCACCAAUUGAUUUUGGAACGAAGAUAUACUAUCUCUAAAG